GGGCUUCUCGCCUUAAUCUAGCUCCGGGACCUGGAUGAAUGCGAAUGUGGGAAGAAGGAUUCGAAGUCCUGGAUUCUUCGGAGUUCUCUUCGGGGAGGGAACAAUCGAUUCAGAACCCUGAGCGAGGCUCCUGGUGUGUGGAAGACCCUUUUGCAGCGGGUGAAUAAUAAUCAUCUGAGACAGUGGGGCUCCGAUGGACCGCGGGAGAGGAAAGGUCUCUGAAAUUUCUGCGGCGGAAAAGUGCUAUUUUGAGGAAAAAAAUCUCUUCCUUGUUAAGGAAAGUUCCGAAACAUUGGCUUUUUAAAAAGGUUAUUGAGAGUCAUCUAAAAUAGUAAAAAAAAAAAAAACACUCUUUUUUUCAAGUCAAGGCGUUUGAAAUGAAAGUUUUGAUCAUCUGGCGACUUCGCUGGGGGCAACGUGUAGCAAUGGAGCAAAGACGAAGGAAUCACCUUGUGUGUGAGCGUGUGUAUGAUCUGCUUAAUUCCCAAAAUAUUGCUUGCAUAUUACAUACUGCUUUGAGAGGAAAAUUGGAAGGCAUUAUCACUUGGCAAGUUCCUGAAUAAAGCAGUGUAGGAACAGAAUCACUAAGGUCCUUGAGAUAGUAAUGGCUAUUCGUCAUGAAUGUGAAUAUGGAGACCACUGGGACAGAUGAAGUAGAGAAAAUAAAAUCAAAGUUUAUAUCUGCAUGGCACAAUAUGAAAUAUGGCUGGGUAUUGAAAACUAAAACUUAUUUUAGCAGAAAUUCUCCUGUCUUUUUGCUGGGAAAGUGCUACCAUUUCAAGAGUGAUGAGCCCAGUGAUCAGUCACCAAAUGGUUCCAGUGAUGAUGUUACAGAAGAAGGGUUUUCAAGAAAUGUUGAAGAGUUCCGUAAAGAUUUUAUUUCUAGGAUAUGGCUGACUUACAGAGAAGAAUUUCCCCAAAUCGAGGGUUCAGUUUUAACAACAGACUGUGGCUGGGGCUGUACUCUGAGGACUGGCCAAAUGCUUCUGGCCCAAGGACUUAUUCUCCACUUUCUUGGUAGAGAUUGGACUUGGCCAAAUGCAUUUGUCUUCGAGAAUCCAGAGUCUGAAUCAUGGACAAGUCAGACAGUAAAAAAGCUCACAGCGUCUCUUGAAGCAUCACUUACAGGAGAAAGAGAAUUCAGGAACCAGUCAAAUCAUCCUAAGGAUCCAGUACGCAACUGGGAAAGCGAAGAAAACAUGGAGGAGCAAUAUCAUCGAAGAAUAAUCUCCUGGUUUGGUGAUUCACCGCUUGCCAACUUUGGCUUGCAUCGGCUGAUAGAAUAUGGAAACACAUCUGGCAAAAUUGCUGGAGAUUGGUAUGGGCCAGCUGUUGUAGCACAUCUUUUGAGGAAAGCAGUUGAAAAGGCAAGAGACCCUGAGUUACAAGGAAUAACUAUCUAUGUUGCUCAAGACUGUACAGUUUACAAGUCUGAUGUUGUUGAUGCACUCUGCCCUUUCAUGGAUUCUGAAAAGACAGAUGCCAAAUCUGUGAUUAUAUUAAUUCCUGUGAGGCUUGGUGGUGAACGGACCAAUAUGGAAUACUUUGAGUUUGUGAAGGGAAUUUUGAGUCUUGACUACUGCAUUGGCAUUAUUGGAGGCAAACCUAAGCAGUCAUAUUACUUUGCUGGAUUUCAAGAUGACAGCUUGAUUUACAUGGAUCCUCAUUAUUGCCAGUCUUUUGUAGAUGUCAGCGUAAAGGAUUUCCCCCUUGAGUCCUUCCACUGCCCUUCUCCAAAGAAGAUGUCGUUUAAAAAAAUGGAUCCGAGUUGCACAAUAGGAUUAUAUUGUCCCAAUGUGCAAGGUUUUGAAAGGGCUUCUGAAGAAAUAACUAAGAUUCUGCAGUCCUCAUCUAAGGAGAAGUAUCCUUUGUUUACCUUUGUAAAUGGACAUUCUAGAGACUAUGAUUUUGUGGUGAGUCCAGUCCAGGAAGAGAUGGCAAAGUUCCCUGAAGAUGAACAGAAAAAGUUGGAAUGUUUUAGUAAUGAAGACUUUGUUUUGCUAUGAGGAUAUUUUUAUUUAUUCAUUUAAAGUUUUAUGUCCAGUCUUCACAGAAUCUACAAAAUGACUUAACUAAAAGCUAAAAGCAACAUAUAAAACUUAAUUGAGAAUAAUUAAUAAAAACAUGUGGCAAUAAAGCAGUAGACUACCAAGGACUAUCACCAGUGAUCAGUUUUCCAAAACCUGUUUUCUGAAUCCCAGCAAAAGGGACCCUAAAAAAGGAGUUUAAGACUAGGCACCACUGCCCAGUAAUCUUUGCUUUGCAGAACCAUACACAGCACUUCAGUUGGGAAGUGACACAGAGUGGGCACUCUAAUGGUGACUCAAGUCAAGCCUGCAAGAUAAUGAUCAUCAAUUCUUCCAGCAGUGAAUUCCAGGUGCUGGAGAUAUUAAGCCCAGAUUGACCUGAAGUCUGUGUUUUAUCAGUCUAGGUUAAAAAAAAAAAAAAAAA
Python bivittatus (Burmese python) is the source of this 2451-nucleotide messenger RNA. The record is from RefSeq and is a predicted model, not a curated record. Lineage: Eukaryota; Metazoa; Chordata; Lepidosauria; Squamata; Pythonidae.